AUGCAACGAAGCGAUAGGCUUUUACGCGAUGCUCCAGGUCCAUUUAUGGGAAUGGAGCUGUGGUCAUCAGCUGUUUGCUUCAGCUUUCUAAGACCUUAUAUAGCACUUCUCAGGCAGAACACGCCUCCUGGACGAUAUCUUGCAGCUUCAUGCAGGAAUGUCGAACAAUUGUUAGCACAAGCUGAAAAGUUCGCACACAAUAUUCCUGGAGGCAUAUCUUACGGAAAGAAUGCCGUAUGA
Necator americanus (New World hookworm) is the source of this 240-nucleotide messenger RNA. RefSeq lists its product as uncharacterized. The record is from RefSeq and is a predicted model, not a curated record. The transcript has 3 exons. Bases 1 to 240 code for a protein of 79 amino acids. NCBI's taxonomy places the organism in Eukaryota, Metazoa, Nematoda, Chromadorea, Rhabditida, Ancylostomatidae.